AUGAAUUUAGGAUAUUCUUCUGAUUCUCAAAGCAUGUAUAAUAAAGAACAACAGGAAUCUCCUGUAUGGAAAAAUUCUUCCAAUGGUAACUUAUCUUCUAGGUUACACAACGGACCAAAUUCAAAUUUGGAUAGAGUUAUAUUAUCCGAAAAAUCAGGAACUUCUUCACCUCAAGAUUUUGAAUUGAAAAAUGCUUCGAGAUCUGAAGAACUACGAGCCCCAACCAUGGCUUCUCAUCUACAUGCUUCUUUGACUCCAGAUGACGGUUUUGCAAGAACUGUGGCAGUGCAUAAUGAAUUUAGAAGUGUUACUGGAUUAGUUUAUCCUCCUGGUGAAGAAAGUAAAAAAGAGAAGGAUUUAAGAAUUAGGUUGAAUUUAACAUCUCCUGCUUCUUUACCUCAUACUCCUUCUACUAUGAGUUCCUUAACUCCUCGAAGUACGUCUAUUUCUUCAAUAAACAGAUCGAACACUCUAAGUACUUCAUCAAGAGGUCCAACUACAACUAAUAAGAAACUUGAUAGUAAGAAUGAUGGAGAAUUUGUAUGUCAUUAUUGUGACGCAUCUUUCCGUAUCAGAGGUUACUUAACUCGUCACAUUAAAAAGCAUGCCAUCCAAAAGGCUUAUUGCUGUCCAUUCUACAACAAAUCAAGCCCUCCAGAUAUCCGUUGUCAUACUUCUGGUGGUUUUAGCAGAAGAGAUACAUAUAAGACUCAUUUAAAAGUGAGACAUUUCAUGUACCCCGAUGGUGUCAAGCCUCAAGAUAGAUCUAAAUCUUCUGGUCACUGUGCCCAAUGUGGUGAAUUUUUUGAAAAUACAGAAAAUUGGGUAGAACAACAUAUUGAAACUGGUAAUUGUAAAGGUCUUCCGGAAGGUUUUUUACAAUCAAUAAAAUGUGAAAGAAGAUCAGGUAAACUGAGAAUGAUUAGAACGUCUAAUGGGAAUUCCAGGUUUAUAUCUACAGCUCAGAGUGUCGUUGAACCAAAAGUUCUUUUGAAUAAGGAUGCGUUGGAGGCAAUGGCAAUCGUGGCCAAUAAUUCAACAAACAAUAAUAUAAUAUCGAAAUUUGGUGAAGAUUCGAUUGCUAUGACAUUAGAUGAUGUAGAUUCAAAAAUGUUGAAGAAGAGCAGCAGUAGAUCAAAGAGUUCCUCGACAUUGAAAAGAAAAAAUAUUACAAGCGAAGAAAAAUUGUUUAGUAAUAAAAAUUUAAAUCCAGAGCUAACAUCAAUCUCAAGUUCAAGUAUCAAUUCUUUGCAGCAAUUGAAAGAAGACUUUGUAACAAGAGAAGAAUUUGAACCAUUGGAUUUACCAAGCACAACACUGCAUAGAUUGGUUUCAGCUCCUACAAAUGAGGAUAAAUUCAUAAACGAUUUACACAAUACCAAACAAACUAUUACACUUCCGAUGGAUUUAGAAGAAUUUUACGGCGGAGAUGAUCCAUUUAAUAUACCUCUAGACUUCGAGCAAUGUCCUGUUAUGAACAAUGUUCCUUCCUUUGAAGCAGAUUUAAAAUUCAAAAACGGAGUUCAAAACGUCGAUAAUUCAUCAAUCAAAACAGUAUUUGAUGCUAUUUUAGAUGAAACUACAGAUCCAGCAUUUCUCUCAGAAUCUCAACUAAAAGCAGACGAUGAAUAUUUAAAUUUCUAUAACUUCACGUAUGGAUCAAACCUGUGA
Molecule: messenger RNA, 1671 nt
Organism: Vanderwaltozyma polyspora DSM 70294
Lineage: Eukaryota; Fungi; Ascomycota; Saccharomycetes; Saccharomycetales; Saccharomycetaceae
Gene: STP1
Product: Stp1p
Exons: 1
Coding region: 1-1671 (556 amino acids)
Biological process (GO): regulation of transcription by RNA polymerase II
Cellular component (GO): nucleus
Molecular function (GO): RNA polymerase II cis-regulatory region sequence-specific DNA binding; DNA-binding transcription factor activity, RNA polymerase II-specific
Source: RefSeq, a predicted model, not a curated record